Messenger RNA from Phoenix dactylifera (date palm), 852 nucleotides. Its product is annotated as Ribosomal L18p/L5e family protein. Gene Ontology annotation, cellular component: ribosome. Gene Ontology annotation, molecular function: 5S rRNA binding; structural constituent of ribosome. Gene Ontology annotation, biological process: translation. The record is from RefSeq and is a predicted model, not a curated record. Lineage: Eukaryota; Viridiplantae; Streptophyta; Magnoliopsida; Arecales; Arecaceae.
UCUCCAGUCUCUGUUGGCCUCCGCCGCCUCUCCAUCCUCUUCCAAUCCGAUCCUUUGGUCCCUGAAGGGCUUGCCCUUCGACUCGUCGCCGGACGCCGGUCUCUUGUCCAAGCAGGGAGGACGCGACCCUCCUCUCAUCGGCCGACGGCGGUGCAUUCAGAUGUUAAAAAAUAUCUUCAGCAACACAUGGAGGAAUGGAUUUCUUGCACCAGAGUACAGAAAAAGGGCAGUUUCAUAUGUUUGUAGAAACAAUUUUCAUGAUGGACAGGUUCUCAGUGCCCCAAGAAGCUUCUUUGGUGUUGAAGAUUUUGUGGAUGAUGACAACAGCAGACCAUACACAUACAAAAAGGAGAAGAAAUCAAAGAAUCCGCAAAAGCAUGUUUCGUUCAAGCAGCGGACAAUAGCAUACAUGGAGCCCUUCUCACUUGACGUGUUUAUAUCCAAGCGGUUUGUUUCAGCUUCGCUCACCCACAGGGUGACAUGCAAGCAGGUUGCAGUCGCAGGGACCAACUCAAAAGACAUCAAAGCAGCUCUCCAGUCCAGAUCAGAUAUACCUGCUUGCCUGGCCGUUGGUCGGAUCUUAGCUGAGAGGGCCAGAGAAGCUGAUGUUUACACUUGUACUUACACUCCAAGAGACCGCGACAAGUUUGAAGGGAAGAUACGAGCAGUUGUUCAGUCUCUUAUAGAUAACGGUAUCGAUGUUAAAGUUUAUCUUGAUUGAUGAUUUGCUGGUGCAUGAAAUCUUUGUUGGAACAGUCUAAAACAAAAAAGGAAUAUUGUAAAGUUGGUGUUUCUUAGUUAAUAUUUUAUCACCUAUCUAAAAUAAACUUGUUCAGGAUGGGUACUUCACCA